Messenger RNA from Oncorhynchus nerka (sockeye salmon), 1886 nucleotides. RefSeq names its product glycine receptor, alpha 3 (gene glra3). Gene Ontology annotation, molecular function: transmembrane signaling receptor activity; glycine binding; chloride channel activity. Gene Ontology annotation, biological process: chemical synaptic transmission; regulation of membrane potential; signal transduction. The record is from RefSeq and is a predicted model, not a curated record. The transcript has 9 exons. Gene Ontology annotation, cellular component: plasma membrane; synapse; neuron projection. Lineage: Eukaryota; Metazoa; Chordata; Actinopteri; Salmoniformes; Salmonidae. Bases 1 to 1539 code for a protein of 512 amino acids.
AUGGAGGAUUAUGAAUCACAGCAGAGCUUUUCUUUGGGUGAGACGAGGGCACUAUGGGACCCUGAGGAGAGGCUUGAGCCUGUCAUGGUGCCCAGUGAGGGACCCCGGGUCCCUGACACCAGAGCUCCUCAAAAGACCCUGUCUGUCACUGUCAUGGAGCUCCACGAUCUGGUGGCAUCUAAAGAGCCAGAGAGUCCUCGGGGGAGAGCAGUGCAUCCUCCGUCACCCUCCGACUUCUUGGACAAACUCAUGGGGAGAACCUCUGGCUACGAUGCCAGAAUUAGACCCAACUUUAAAGGUCCUCCUGUGAACGUAUCAUGCAACAUAUUCAUCAACAGCUUUGGCUCCAUAGCUGAGACUACAAUGGACUACAGAGUGAACAUCUUCCUCCGUCAAAAGUGGAACGACCCCAGGUUAGCGUACACAGAGUACCCUGACGGUUCUCUGGACCUGGACCCCUCUAUGUUGGACUCUAUCUGGAAACCUGACUUGUUCUUUGCCAACGAGAAAGGGGCCCAUUUCCACGAAGUCACCACAGACAACAAGCUGUUAAGAAUAUUCAAGAAUGGCAACGUCCUCUAUUCUAUACGAUUGACAUUAACCCUCUCCUGUCCGAUGGACUUGAAGAACUUCCCCAUGGACGUACAGACGUGUAUCAUGCAGCUAGAGAGCUUUGGCUACACAAUGAACGACCUGAUCUUUGAGUGGCAGGAGAAUGGACCAGUCCAGGUAGCUGAUGGGUUGACCCUCCCACAGUUCAUAAUGAAGGAUGAGACGGAUCUGAGAUACUGCACCAAGCACUAUAACACAGGGAAGUUCACGUGUAUCGAGGUGCGAUUCCACCUGGAGAGACAGAUGGGCUACUACCUGAUCCAGAUGUACAUCCCCAGCCUCCUCAUCGUCAUCCUCUCCUGGGUCUCCUUCUGGAUCAACAUGGACGCCGCGCCCGCCAGGGUGGCGCUGGGCAUCACCACCGUGCUCACCAUGACCACCCAGAGCUCCGGUUCUAGAACAUCUCUACCUAAGGUGUCCUAUGUGAAGGCCAUCGACAUCUGGAUGGCGGUGUGUCUGCUCUUCGUAUUCUCCGCUCUGCUCGAGUACGCCGCCGUCAACUUUGUCUCCAGGCAACACAAGGAACUCUUAAGACUCCGCCCGCGGAGAACGAAGAAGAAGGUAACAUUUACAGACCAAUCUAGAACACGUUCUUCGAAUCAGAGCGACGACAACGUGAGGGAGAGCCGCCUCAGCUUCACCACCACGACCGGCGGUGGCGGCACUGCUGUCAAGGACGGCACCAUCCCCAAGGCCACCAACAACGCCGCCACCACCCCGGGCGCCGCGCGGCCACAGCCCGCCCAGCACCCCAAGAAGGACCCGGCCGCCAAGAGCCACGAAGAGAUGAGAAAGCUGUUCAUCGACCGCGCCAAGAAGAUCGAUACGGUAUCGCGGGCGGGUUUCCCCCUGGCCUUUCUGUUUUUUAACAUUUUCUACUGGGUCCUGUACAAGAUUCUCCGGGCUGAGGAUGUGCACAAGGACUAGUACAGAACACUGCAGUACAGUAGGGUACAUUACAGUACAGUACAGUAGGGUUCAGUACAGUAGGUUACAUUACAGUACAUUACAGUACAGUAGGGUACAUUACAGUACAGUACAGUACAGUAGGGUACAGUACAGUACAGUAGGGUACAUUACAGUACAGUACAGUAAGGUUCAGUACAGUACAGUACAGUAGGGUUCAGUACAGUACAGUACAGUAGGGUACAUUACAGUACAGUAGGGUACAUUACAGUACAGUAGGGUACAUUACAGUAGGGUUCAGUACAGUACAGUAGGGUACAUUACAGUACAGUAGGGUACAGUACAGUAGGGUACAUUACAGUACAGUA